This is a messenger RNA of Salvelinus sp. IW2-2015, 590 nucleotides long. The record is from RefSeq and is a predicted model, not a curated record. NCBI's taxonomy places the organism in Eukaryota, Metazoa, Chordata, Actinopteri, Salmoniformes, Salmonidae.
UAAGACUGAGGUGCUGAUGAAUUUGUUUAAUAAUCCAUGUAUCUUUUCCUGCAGCUUCCCCUGGCCCAGAGGUGUUACUCCAUGGUGGGAAAGCUGAAUCGGACGAGGAGUUUAUGCCCGCUGGUAACCUAUUUUAACAAGGAAGAUAUUGAUGCAUGGGAGCUGAGGAAAGGGAUGAACACGCUGAUUGGAUACGACCUGGUGCCUGAGCCUAAGAUCCUGGAAGCAGCCCUCCGAGCCUGCCGCAGGUUAGAUGACCUGGCUAGUGCCAUGCGUAUCCUGGAGGCUGUCAAGGACAAAUCUGGCCCCCACAAAAACAUCUACCCAUACUUAAUUCAGGAGCUGCGACCAACACUAGAUGAGCUUGGUAUCUCUACACCUGAAGAGCUUGGCAUGGACUAAGUAUAGAUCGUUUUCUCUGGGCUGCUGUUGUCUCUGGGACUCUCUGGGCUGCUGUUGUCUCUCUGGGACUCUCUGGGAACCUUGUACUUCGUCUUUGCCUCGUAUAAUGUGUGAUUAUUUAAUUUGGGCCUUUAUUAAGUUCUUUUGCUUGUAAAAUAUUGAUGAACCUAAUAAAGGAAAAAAAACUU